Molecule: messenger RNA, 2239 nt
Organism: Carica papaya (papaya)
Lineage: Eukaryota; Viridiplantae; Streptophyta; Magnoliopsida; Brassicales; Caricaceae
Product: vacuolar fusion CCZ1-like protein (DUF1712)
Biological process (GO): vesicle-mediated transport
Cellular component (GO): Mon1-Ccz1 complex; intracellular membrane-bounded organelle
Source: RefSeq, a predicted model, not a curated record
AGAGUUUGGGCAGGAAACUUUGAGAAAAUUUAUUAAGAACCGAAAUUGGAGAUCUUGAAUCUUAAUAGUCAAAUUAGUACUCAAUAUUUUAUAUUAUUGGUUAUCUAAUUAGUUAGCUAUUUUCCGUUCUUUUAAGUGACGCAAAUUGCAAAAUGCAAAAUAUGUGUCUCAAGGAAUCUUAAUGACUGGGAGAUUAAUGAGUCUGAAUCGCUUUUUGGGUCCCAUCCAAGUGUGGUCCCUUGAUGCUGUCGAUGAAAGUAAGAGAGCUUGACGAGAUCCCAUCAAAGCAGAUUUGGAAGGUAAAUGCAUCUUCUUGAGUGGUAUUUCUUUUCUUGUGAGGCGGCAAAGGAAUUUAUUUUGAUCUUGGACAAGAUGAUUAAGAAGGCAAGGAUUUUGGUGAAUGGGUGCUUCGUGUAUAGAAGUGAUGCAGAUUCUUCUAAUCAGAUUCUUACUAGUGUCCCAUAUCGGUUGUGGUGCCUUGCAUACGGUCCCUUGGUUAUAAACUAGGUGAUGGCGGGUUUAGCAAGGGAUGAGAUCCAGGCUUGGGGUGGAAUGCAUAUGGACAGACGCUCUGCAAGGCUUAUUCCUUUGGCGAUAUUUUGGAGAAUUUAGAAGAAAAAAACAAGUAGUGGAGAAAAGUAAGGAGGUAGGAGCUAUAUGGCGUAUUGAUGCCUUACGGAAGGUCCUUAAGGAAGUGCACUCUCUCUUCAUGAUGUUUAAUGGAUCUAUCAGGGCAUUGCUUGAAAAAGAACCUGGUGGAGGACUGGCACGAUCCCACUUGUAUCCGUUCGUUAUGGAUUAUCUAAGUGCAUGUCAAAAGCGGUCUCCCUUGGAUAAGUGCUGCUGUGAUUUUUUCGUUGGGAAGAAACUUCAGUUGCCCUCAUUUUAUGACUCUUUAAAAGAACGUGGAACUGUACAGAUGCUGACUGUAGGGCGAGAGGCUGCAAUUGAGAUUCAGUUGCUUGUCAGGUUACUAGAAUCUUGCGCUGGAAGCAUGCCUUGCUACUCGCUGAUUUUGUUUCAGGACCUGCUGGUGUCUACAACACUUUCUCCUGAUGAUACCAUAAACAUAUUCACUUAUGCUGUUAUGAGAUUGACCCCACAUGGCCUAUCCUCUGGAAUAAGUUCUUGGUCUUACUUACGGAAAGGAACUACUUCUUCUGCUGCUGCUUCAGAACAAUUUUAUGGGUCACUAGAUACCUCUUCUGGUGGAGACAAUACGUAUUGUGUUAGAAGGCCAUUACAGCAUGACAGGUGGUCGAAAGCGAAGGAUGGUUUCAUUGGAACUGAUAUUUGGGGUGCAGAAGUCGGUAACUCGGCUUUUGGCACCCCAACUGUUUUGCUACAGCAGACUGAGGAGAAAAUGUAUCUAUGUCCAUAUCAGUAUAAAAACCUUACCUUACUUAUCCUGAUCCCUGUUUCCUCCAUCCUUAAUGGGGAGGGAGGUGUUUCAGCCUUGAAGCAGCAGAUUCUUGAAAAUGCAUCACUGAAAAUUUUGAAAGUUGAAGAAAAGCUAUCAAAAGGAUGGGGUGGUGAGAAUGCAUAUCAUGUCAGUGGUUAUCGGUACCUGCUAGUGGAUGGUGAUAGAGAUAUAUCCAGGGCCUCUCCACCAGGAAAAGUUACAACAUUAACGAAGGAAUCUUUACUUGCUUUAAACAAGGUUAGAGAAGAGGUAGAUGCAGAAAAGAGCAGAGCAAAAUUGGAUAAUCCAAGUCGUGAGAAAGAUUUGGAAGUAUGCAUUAGAGCGAAGAACAAUGCUUGGGUUAUUGCUCGGAUUACUAGAGGGAAGGAGCUUUUUAUGGUUUUGGAGAAAGCAAAUGAAACCCUUAUGUAUGCUUCUGAUGCUAUUGAGAAGUUUAGCAACAGGUACUGCGAUGGAACUUUUUCUUUGGAUUAGGGGAAAGAAAAGAAAGAAUAUGUUGGUGUUAGAUAAUUUUGAGUGGCAUAUAGCAAACCAAACUUCCUCUUCUGCUUGCUGCCUCCUGGAAGAUACGGUGCAGUUUUGCACUACAGAUAUUUUGUAGCAUUAAAAGCAGAAAGGAAAAAUCUUAUUUAUCAAGUAUAUAAAAUGUAAUAAGUGUUUAUGAAAAAAUGUUGAUUAGUUUAUUGUGUUGUGUAUUCAGCGUUCCUUGUCCCAGAAUCACAUUCUCUAUCUUUUUAUUUAAGUUACAUUUGGAGGGUGAACUUCCCUUUUUAGUAAAUGGUGAAACUUCCAGGAUCCUUAAAGCUUCGGAGGCGA